GGGACGAAAAACAGAAUAAAAAGUAGGGGACCUCCACAAAAUUUGAAGUGCAGUUGUGGUGACGAGUACGACCAUCGGCAGGCGGCGCGAAGAUGGGGCACGGGCGAAUCGGGCUUUGUGGCGGCGUCCCUUCCCGAGAAGCGCAGCGCUGUGUGCAUGUGCGAAUAGUGGUAGCUUGCAUCGCCAUCGACGCAUGCCACUUUGCGGGGGUCGUUCUGCACAGUUUUUCGAGGAGAGCGACGACGACCCAAAGGGGGAAGCUUUGCGCAAGUCUACCAUCCUCACGGCAGUGGAGACAUGUCAUUCCGGUGGAAGUGUUGGCGAUGGAGGGCGGCAGAGAGGUAGGGCAUGCGCUGUUGACUUUGCUGGAGAGGACGACCGUGGCGGCAGCUGUGUCUGUCGUUGUCCUCCGUUGUCAGCAGGAGAGGGCGUUGGGACGAAUGAAGGCACAGUUGCGCGCGCGUACGAGAAGGACGCGGAUGCAAGCUGCACAUGACGGCCCCGAAUACGUGGGGACUUCGGAGGCUGUUAUUCAGUUGUGCUACGCGUUGGGUUGCGGCGACAUUCUACGAGCAACGCCGAGGUUGUGGAUGAAAUGCAGGACGAGAGGGACAUGGGAAGAACUUCGACAAUGCGAGAAGCAGCACAACGACAAGGAGCAGCGUGGGGACCACCAGAAGCAGCACAACGACGAGGAGCAGCAGAGGGAGCCUGCGGUACAGGUCGGCCAUGAAUGGCACGACGGACAGGGCAGCAAUGACACACCUGGAGAGCAGCAGAGGGAGCAGCACGGGGACCACCAGAAGCAGCACAGCGACGAGGAGCAGCAGAGGGAGCCUGCGGUACAGGUUGGCCAUGACCGUUGCGGACGUUCCUCGAACGUGGGAGACCGCAUGACGCCAGUAGACCCCACCCGAGGGAGGCCCACCACCAACGGUAACUGUUGGAGGCCGUUGGGGGACUAGGCAGACGUUGGAGGGCGGCGAUGUCUGUAAUAACGCCGUCAGACCACAUC
Messenger RNA from Chara braunii, 1015 nucleotides. Lineage: Eukaryota; Viridiplantae; Streptophyta; Charophyceae; Charales; Characeae. The record is from the annotation of a GenBank genome assembly.